Mercurialis annua (annual mercury) is the source of this 1827-nucleotide messenger RNA. RefSeq names its product cytochrome P450 714A1-like. The transcript has 5 exons. The record is from RefSeq and is a predicted model, not a curated record. NCBI's taxonomy places the organism in Eukaryota, Viridiplantae, Streptophyta, Magnoliopsida, Malpighiales, Euphorbiaceae. Gene Ontology annotation, molecular function: oxidoreductase activity, acting on paired donors, with incorporation or reduction of molecular oxygen; iron ion binding; monooxygenase activity. The coding region runs from base 129 to 1751 and encodes 540 amino acids.
CCAUCUUGUUACAAAACAGAAACUGCCAAUCUUUAAAUAUGUAACAUAUCCCAAGAGUAAUUUUUUGUCUGUGUUGCUUUUAUUUAGCUAGUAAUCCUUUGUCGGAGUUCCCAAGUCCGCACAGAUCGAUGGGUUUGGAAGCAGGUGUUGUUGGAGCUGUAAUAGUAGUUGGGUUCUUCAUUUUGCUGAAGAAUGUGUUGAAUGAGUUCUGGUUGAAACCCAGAAGGAUUCGAUCCAUGCUUUUCAGACAAGGAAUCACCGGACCAAACUCUUCUUCUUUCUUGUCCGGUAAUCUUCAAGAAUUGAGAGACAUUCAAUCUUCGGCAAUCAAGAAUCGUCAUCACUCGUCUGAUGCCGAUUCCGAAACUCGGUCGCCUUCUUGGGUUUCCUCCAUUUUUCCUUAUCUCCAUCAAUGGGCUAAAGAAUACGGGUCAAUAUACAUGUACUCAACAGCGAACAAACAGCAUUUAUAUGUGGCUAAACCAGAAGUACUAAAGGCACUGAAUCUUCAUAAAUCCUUGGAUUUGGGUAGACCUACAUAUCUCUCCAGUACCACUCAGCCUCUGCUUGGGAAUGGUAUUAUAAGAGCCAAUGGUCCUCACUGGGCUCAUCAGAGAAAGAUCAUUGCUCCUGAAUUCUUCCUCCACAAAGCUAAGCAUAUGUUAGGAUUAAUGGAGGAAUCUACUAUGGACUUGAUAAAAACAUGGGACAGCCAAGUUAAAAAGCAAGGUGGAGUUGCAGAUGUAAGUGUUGAUAGAGAUUUGAAAAGUGUAUCUGCGGAUAUUAUCUCAAGGGCUUGUUUCGGCAGCUCUUACUCUCAAGGCAAACAAAUUUUCGCAAAGAUUGAGCUUCUUCAGGGAUCUAUGUCCAGACCCAGUCUGCUUUUUGGAUUCACUAACUUCAGAUUUCUUCCGACAAAGAGCAACAGAGAAGCAUGGAGUUUGCAGAAAGAGAUAGAGACAAUGAUAUUGAAAAUAGUAAAUGCCCGCCGAGAAGAAAGACAAAGAUCUAGAAUGUCCGAAAAAGAUCUGUUAGAAGCAAUACUUGAAAGUGCUGCUAAUAGUGAACAACUUAAGAAUGCUCGCAAUGUAGAUCGGUUCAUUAUAGACAACUGCAAGAACAUCUAUUUUGCAGGCCAAGAGACCACUGCUAUGUCGGCCUCCUGGACUUUGAUGCUCCUUGCACUAUUUCCCGCAUGGCAAGAUCGUGUUCGUGCUGAGAUUUUCGAGACAUGUCGUGAUAAUCUUCAUGAUUGCUUGCUGGAUUUCGACAAACUUCAACAGUUAAAAACGCUAAACAUGGUGAUUCAAGAAAGCCUAAGACUGUACGGUCCGGGAGUAAUAACAUCAAGAGAAGCUUUUGAAGACAUGAAGUUAGCAGAUUUAACAAUCCCAAAAGGAACAAACAUCUGGGUAUUGAUGACUGCACUUCAUCGGGAUCCUGAAAAUUGGGGUCCGGACGCCAAUGAAUUCAAGCCGGAGAGGUUCUCGCGUGGUAUCUCUGAAGCUUGCAAAUAUCCGCAAUCGUACAUGCCUUUUGGUCUGGGAAGUCGGUUGUGCUUAGGACAGAGUUUUGCGAUGCUAGAACUCAAAGUACUUCUUGCUCUAAUUCUGAGCGACUUCUCCUUUUCUCUGUCGCCGGAAUAUCGCCACUCUCCUGUUUAUAGGAUGCUACUGGUGCCUGAACACGGUAUCAAACUCCUUGUAAGGAAAGUGCAAAAGGAGGAUAGAUCAAUGAAUACUUCUAUAUAAGUUUAUAAAAAUAGAUUGUACUAAGUCUUACACAGUUUAUUUCGUUAAUAAAAUAGUGCUCACCCCCGUUUAUUUU